AUGGAUACGACCAAGCAGAGCGCCGCCGCCGACCUCGAGGCCUACCUCCAAGCGAUGCGGCUCAACGGCUCCUCCUCGCCGCUAAAGCAGCAGCGCUGUCCGGCGCCGACCUCGCUGCGACCGCCCCAGCCCCAGCCACCAAAGGUGCCCGUGCCGACUGCGAGGGCCGACGCGCAGCAGCUGCUGCAACAGCUCCAGGAGGUGCGGCAGUACUGGCCUCAGCCGCAGCCGCAGAGCUACGGCGUGGGCGAGAGCUCCACGGGCGCUGGGUACGUCUCGCCCUUCGGCUCCAGCAGCCCUAACAGUUUCUACGCCUCGCACUAUGGCGCGCACAGCCCGCGCUUCAACACCCCCACCGCGCCGUUCCCGUCGGUGUCGGCGAAGCUGAACGCCUGGGCCGGACACUACAGCCCCAUUGGCCCCUCCCACCCCUCCGUAUCGCACUGGUCGUCAAUGCCGAGCUCCAGCACCAACCAUUGCCAGCCUACGCCCAGCGCUCCUCAGCUCGGCGCCCCCUUCCCGGCAUGGGAUCACCACGCCAGCCUCGACCCGUACGCCUCCGCCCUUCUGAGCGCGCUGCGCCCUAACCAGAUGGACUACCGAUCGUGGAUUCACACGCCGGCGGUUCGCCGCCGGCCGACGCUGGAGGAGGUCAGAUCGCGCUUGCUCCGCCGCCCGAUGGAACCCGAGCUUGUGAUGUUCCCUGAGACCGCGGGUCACGUUGUCCGCCUGCUCAUGGAGGGCGGCGAGGAGGUGCGCCUGAGCGUGCUCGCAGGGGUCAAGCGCACCGUGCGCAGCGUCAUAGGGUGCGGCGAGGGGCACGCUGUGUUCCUCGCGCUGCUUCGCGCCUGUGAGGGGCGGCUCGACGAGCUCCAGGGCAUCGUCCAGGCCGUGUGCAAAGGCACGGGCUUUCUGAUGCACGUCGUGAAGUACAACCACGGGGUGACAGCUCUAGAGGAGCUCAUCAGGGCGGUGGCGCUGCACCAGCAACUUUGCUUGCCGCUCAUCGUCUGGCUGCUCCGUGAACGCCUGAUGGAACACAGCAAAGGCGCGGAGCUGCUUCACCAUUGCUUCACCACGAUGCCCUAUGAGAAUUGCUCGAUUAUGAUCCGGUUCGCCAUCAUCAACAUCGACGAGAUGCUCUCGUCGGCGUCUGGGUCAAGAUGCCUGGCAGAAUGCUUCAGGAAUGCGCAAAAAGACGAGCUCCGCCUUCUCGAGGAGAUCAUCUUGAGCCGCACCAGCGAGAUUGCGCGGGGCGAAUACAGCAACUACUUCUUGCAGGGAGCCCUCGAGUGCGGCAGCGAGCUUCUCACUGACCGCAUCGCCGAGCGCGUCGCGGAGGACGUCGCGAGCCUGUCCGCGGACCAGUUCGGGAGCUACGUGGUGGAGGCCUGCUUCCUCCGGACGCUGUCGCUAGCGCCGGCGCAGCGCGUGCUCGCCGCUUUCCUGGGCCUGCGCAACGACCAGCUCGCCGAGCUGGUGCAGGGCGGCUACUCCAACUACGUCGUGCACAAGCUGCUCGCCACCGGCAAGGACUACUUCCCAGAGCAGACGACGGCGCUGGCGCGGCGGAUCGAGAAGCUGCCGGCGGCGGUCCAGCGCGAGAUGCACGCGCAGCGGGUGAUGCGGGUCGUCAAGAAGCUGUUCCCCAGGCAGCCGCGCUACUAG
Messenger RNA from Phragmites australis (common reed), 1668 nucleotides. RefSeq lists its product as uncharacterized. The coding region runs from base 1 to 1668 and encodes 555 amino acids. Gene Ontology annotation, molecular function: mRNA binding. The record is from RefSeq and is a predicted model, not a curated record. Gene Ontology annotation, biological process: post-transcriptional regulation of gene expression. Gene Ontology annotation, cellular component: cytoplasm. Lineage: Eukaryota; Viridiplantae; Streptophyta; Magnoliopsida; Poales; Poaceae. The transcript has 5 exons.